AUGUCCCCCACUACUACGGAAGAUUCUACGUCUAGCAACCACGGUUACGCCAAGACAUCGCUGAAUACCGUCAACCGUUAUCGAGGCCGUGGUCAAUAUGAAUACCAACACGUCUACCCUAUCAUUGACGAGGCACCCAUCCUCCACGUUGCCUUCCACGGCUCUCCAGACCAGGAUGACUUUGCCUUCCCUGUCAUACUGCCUAUGCUCGGCUGCACCGGCAACUUCGAGGAAGAUCCAAACAACGACGGCCGCCGUUCCAUUUACCUUCAUGGCUACGUCUCAUCACGCAUAAUGCGGCUCUCCCGAAAGAACCCUGCCUCAAACAACAUUGCUGGUGCCGAGGGCAUCCCAGUCUGUGUUUCCGCCACCUUGAUGGACGGCAUCGUUCUGGCACUCACCCCUAACCACCACAGCUGCAACUACCGAUCUGCCGUCGCGUUUGGAUACGCACAAGUCGUCGAGGACGAGCCCGAGCGUCUUUAUGCCAUGGAGCUCAUUACCAACAACCUGGUUCCAGAGCGCUGGCAGCAUACGCGCUAUCCAAACAAGACGGAGCUCAAGAGCACUGGGAUCUUGCGCAUUGAUAUACAUUCAGCGAGUGCCAAGGUCCGUGCUGGCACGACUGGAGAGGCGAGGGAGGAUCUCAAGGAUGAGACGAUGCGAACGAAGGUUUGGGCUGGCGUGGUGCCGAGCAGGAUGGUCUACGGAACGCCGUUACCAGCGCCGACCAACAUGUUUCCCGGCAUGCCGGAGUAUAUUGAGGACUGGGUGGAAGAGUGGAAUGAAAAAGCUGAGAGGUAUUCUGCAGAGGCGGCCGGGCUGUGA
Messenger RNA from Macroventuria anomochaeta, 828 nucleotides. RefSeq names its product flavin-nucleotide-binding protein. The transcript has 2 exons. NCBI's taxonomy places the organism in Eukaryota, Fungi, Ascomycota, Dothideomycetes, Pleosporales, Didymellaceae. The coding region runs from base 1 to 828 and encodes 275 amino acids. The record is from RefSeq and is a predicted model, not a curated record.